GCGCGACGUCACACAAGAGCUUCUGCGACCGGGCCAACGCGAAUCAUCGGGAUAGGAUUGCUCGCCCAGGGACCUUGAGUGUAGUAUUCGCGAGUCCUGUCCCUACCACUAUACGAAGGACCAGGCUAGAGAGUAGACAGAUGUGAUGGGGGAUUGGGGUUUACUAUCUCCACGGCCGUAACCCUCUUGCUUUUGCUAUGAGGAGCAGUCAAAGCUAUCAAGGCGUGAACCUCAGUGGGGUCGAAUCUCCGUCAUUGCGACCGCCAUAGAAGCGCUAAAGUUUUGUAUCAGCUGAGAAUCUGUCCGUUGGGUGUAAACGUGGGUAGCACUGUGGCGGUGGGGUGGUAGAAGGCAAAACCUCGUGUUUGAGAAUUUAAGCCCUGUUUCCAAUAUAUAUCGUAAGGGCAGUUGGUAGUUGGACAGUCCCCUACGGGUUUUUACGUUUCGACGUAUGGCUCCACUACAUCCCCCUUGCAAGUAGAUAGUGAGUAAAUCUUCGUAAGAGUGUGAGAAAGGACUGAUGUGAAAGUGAAGAUGCUUCUUCAAGGUCUCACAAACGGAAGAGUCUUGAAGGUGAUCAUGUGACUGCUUGGUUGUUCCUGCCUCGGGUGAAGGCGGUAAACACGUGACCUAAAUCCGGCGCUAAACAAAGGAUGUUUACGCUAGACACAGGGGCGGGGGGCGCGUCCAAGGAGACCUCGAAUUUCCUGUCAUUUCGAUUCAUUUCGAGCUGCAGGCGGAUCUCCCGUUUGUAAUAAUCCACAUUCCGCCGACUCUGUUAAACCACCACUGGCAACGUCGGGCAAAUGUCUUCAGGCAAACGGCCCGAGCAUCUACUCGGCUGGAGUGAUGAGGAAAACGAGACUCUCUUGCGGUUGAAAUCGCAAUACGAGAAUUGGAAGGAUAUUCACAAGUUGGGCCUCUUUCCGAAUCGCAGCCCUGCUGCAGUGCAGGUCCAAUAUUCGCGGCUGAAAAACGGGCGCCCGCGCCCGGGAGUCGGGCAUGUGCGUGUCCGCCCGAAGCCAAAGCGUCCUAGCUCAACUACCAGCACUCCCAACAUCACUCCGCUGAAACGAUCUGCCGCGGCCGCGACAGACUCGCCUAAGCAGCCGUUGAGUUCACCGAAGCCUUCUCGCAAGUCCCGUCGGAUAAUGGAUGGUGCAGACCAUCAAGACCGGGACACCAACUCCGACUCCGACUCCGACUCCGACUCCGACUCCAGCGAAGGCGAAGACCUCCCUUGGGACUGCAAUUCCAACACCGCAGAACCCACACCAUCUCAGUCUGAAGGGUGGUUCCAGAAACCCCAUUCUCAUUCAGCAGGGACGGAACAUGCGCCAGCUACUCCCACCACUAUCAAGCCGACGGACACUCCACAGACCAAACCAACUAUAAGCAAGCCAGAGACCGUGAGCAAGCCGGAGACACCUCAGGCAAACUCUUCUUCAAAUGCCGCUCUACACCCACCGGAUAGGUUUCGAGCGACGCCGGCGAACGUUAUCGCCACUAGCAAGUCUCUCGCUCAGCCAACGAGCGGCAACAACAGCCCUGCACCACCGGAGCCAAUCCGUCAGGGCGGCGGCUUUACAAGUGUAAACCAGGCUUCACGCAGCCCAUCAAUGGCACACACACCACAGGGCAGUGCUCCGCCGCGCGAGGCGACUCGUGCAGGCUCUGGAACACCAUCUAUGCCACCUCCAACGGUCCCAGCUUAUAAAAACACUCCUCCAUCGACUCCUGCGGCGCAAACUCAGGGAGCCACUGGAGCCUCUCCCGCCCCAGUUCCUUCAGAUCAUACUGACAAAUCCUUAGCCAGGCCUACUAUCCCUAAGGAAAAGAUGCCAACUAGCUCCAUUCCAAUUUUGAGCUCUACCCACGUUGAGAAACCAUCGCAGACAUCAACUCCGCCUGUUCCAACCCCAUCAUCAAGUGAGAAUCCUCUUAUCGCGCCCCAAACCACAGCGAAACCAAUCUCCGCUCUACCUCAAACCCAGAUCGCUGCUCCGACGACCCAGACAGCUCAGGUGCCUGCACAAAUGCCCUCCGCCCCAGAAGCGCUCAAACUGCAUGCAGUUGAGCUCUUCAAUAGAGCUAAUGAGUACAUGUCUCGGGGCAUUGAUGCUGUCGUUGAGGAAAUGACACGUGACCAACGGACCCAAAUUGAAAAUCUCACUUUGGAGGCCAAGACCCUCCGGUCUUGCCUGAGUGAAGCUAUUGCUGAGCGUGAUAGUCUCAAGCGUCAGCUGGAGGAGCUUAGAGAGGAUAAUAAAGGGAUGGAGGAGUACAUCCAGAAGAUUAGUGAUAUGGCAUCCAGGUUUACGCGGAGGGAUUAGGGGUUGAGCUUUGGCUUGGAAUUGAUAGUCUUCCAGUUCUUUCUGAUUUCAGGUGCUUUGCAUUUCUUCCAGCACAUGCACUAUAGUUUUGAUUUCACUCACUUUCUUUUUUUCUUUUGCUCUUGCAGGCGUGGUAUACUUCUCGUUUAUAAAUUCUAACUAUGUCCUUAAAAUCCUUCUUGGCAGGCUGCAUCGGCCAUGAACCAUUAAAUCAAUGUG
Aspergillus calidoustus is the source of this 2552-nucleotide messenger RNA. Lineage: Eukaryota; Fungi; Ascomycota; Eurotiomycetes; Eurotiales; Aspergillaceae. The record is from the annotation of a GenBank genome assembly.